AUGAGUCCACAACGACCCCUCUUUAUUUUCCGCCGAGCAUUUACUUCUUCUAUUGAUACCAUUGAGACAGCAACAGCAACAUCCACACAAGAAGACUACGAAAGUAGUCAAGCAACAUCAUCAGCACCAUCCAAAUAUGGAGAUACCCAGGAAGAAAAAGAAAAGCUAUACGAGGCAUAUCAUCAACGCAUUGCACAAAAGGACCCUACUUUGACAGGUGCAGAUUUUGUAAAUCAAUGUAAGAUUAUUAGUCGAGACAAUUCUUUAUCUGAUGAAGACAUGGUGUUUCGAAUUCAAUCUAUACUCAGGGAUAUGCACAAUCAUUAUAAACUUAGAGACCAACAACAUCCACAACGAGGAAAGAAUCAGUAUUCCGCGGAUUUCAUUAAAGCAUGCAAUAUCCUUAUCCAUGUCUUUAUAAAACAGAAAAAUAUAGCCUCUGCCAGACAGGUAUUUGAUGGAAUGAUCAAAAGUGGCACCGGCAUCAGUGAAAUUACUCUGAUUACCAUGAUCUAUGGCUACACCCAACAACAGCUACAUAAAGGGAAUAUUAUCAGCACAACAUCGUUUCUAUCGUCCUCAUCGACAAGCGACUUUUACCAAUUCUUCGCUACCAUUGAGAAAUAUCACAAAGAUUACCCUUCCAUGUUCGAACCUCUAUUUAAAAACAUCAACGUUUAUUAUGCCAUUUUGACAGCGCUGAAAGAUGUGAAAGACACCCGCCGAUGUCAUUAUUAUUUCAAGGAUAUCAUGCAAGACAAGUAUGGUCUCAAACCAGACAGCCGAUGCUAUCAGACGCUCAUGUUGGCCUACAGAGAUCAAACACAUCCACAGUAUGAACAGAUUUGGUCUCUCUUUCAGGAAAUGAAGAAUAAUGACGUAAAAGGACAACCGGAUAAAGGAAACUAUAGCCUUGUGUUAGGCGUAUUAAAAAAGAGGCUCGAUCAACUUACAGCAUUGGCAGGCAGUGGAAAGCAUUACAACAAGAAAAAGACGAGCGUAGAAAUGGAACAGAUUAGAGCACGCAUGGAUGAAGUUGUAGGCGAUAUGAAGCACCACCAGGUCGUGUUCAAUAUUCAUGAUUAUCUAUGUUUGGAUUGGGAUCCGUUAGAGGCACUGAAGGAAAUAUUCAAGAAGGAGAAUAUUAGUAAUGCUGCUAUGAGCACUCUUUCUUCCAGGGAUUAUAACACUUGCUUGACCUUUUAUAUGAAAAAAAAUCAGUUGGAGAAAGCUUUACAAGUGAUUAAUUUCAUGAAGGAACAGGCGAUGAAAGCAAAAUCGCAAGCACCCACAGCAAAGGAUGGGGAUGAAGAAAACGCAGAAGAUGCCAGUAAAGCAAUGCUCAAUUACAACAAAUUGGAUCAAUUUGGUUAUGGCAUCAUCAUGGAUGCUCUAAUUAAAGACCGGCAGAUAGAUGCUGCUUUUGACAUUUAUGAAGAAAUGAAAAGAGAAAAUGUGCCUAUAGACACUGUUGUCUUGACGAUGCUGAUGACGGCCUGUCAGCAGAAUCAAGAUGUGCAAAAGGCGAUGGAAGUCUUGGCAGAGACGGUGGAGCGAUAUCAAGUCAAGCCUAAUAUCUACACAUUCAACACCUUAUUAAGUUUAGUAGCGAAUGACGAAAAUGACUAUGACGGUGAUAAUAUACAGUAUAAGUUGGAUCGUGCUAAGGCCAUUUGGUCAAAGAUGGAAGAAAUGGAUAUCCGGCCAGAUAAGCGAUCUUUCAACAACUAUAUAUCUAUUUUGGCGAGAAAGAUCAGGACGAAUGCUGCUCAUGCUACUGCUAAUAAUAACUUUGCAAGGCCUUCCUCUUCCUCUUCCCUUUGGAUUGAGGAUGAUGAUAAUAAGCCUGUAGAAAAUAUCCAUCAACCGAUUCAAGAAAUGCUUAAAAUGUAUCGAUUGAUGAAAGAUCAAUCGGAGCCAGAUUUUAUUACUUACAGUAUGAUGAUUCAUGCAUUGUCAGUCGGUCAACAUAUGCGAUCUGCAAUGCAGAUUUAUGAAGACGCCAAACGAAGGAGAAUUCACAAUAACACUCUAUCGUCAACUCAGCUGCCAAGCAAUGUCUUCAAUGCGUUGAUGAAAGGUCUUCAAAACGAAGGCAAAGCGUCAGAAGCUAUGAAUGUAUGGUAUGAUAUGCGGUCGCAAGGUGUAUUGCCAGACUAUGAAACAUACGAUAUAGUUCUGGAGGGAUGUGAGCAGUUAGGGUUGACAGGUGCAAUGGAAACAAUAAGACAGCAAAGACGAAUGGAUUUUGACAGAUUAGAACAGCUCGAUAGAGCGAGAGAACAGAAAAGACCAUCAAGGAAAUAG
Molecule: messenger RNA, 2307 nt
Organism: Mycotypha africana
Lineage: Eukaryota; Fungi; Mucoromycota; Mucoromycetes; Mucorales; Mycotyphaceae
Exons: 1
Coding region: 1-2307 (768 amino acids)
Molecular function (GO): protein binding
Source: RefSeq, a predicted model, not a curated record